Messenger RNA from Gigantopelta aegis, 3694 nucleotides. Its product is annotated as alpha-1A adrenergic receptor-like. The coding region runs from base 1 to 1731 and encodes 576 amino acids. Gene Ontology annotation, molecular function: alpha1-adrenergic receptor activity. Gene Ontology annotation, biological process: positive regulation of cytosolic calcium ion concentration; adenylate cyclase-activating adrenergic receptor signaling pathway; cell-cell signaling. Gene Ontology annotation, cellular component: membrane. The record is from RefSeq and is a predicted model, not a curated record. The transcript has 2 exons. NCBI's taxonomy places the organism in Eukaryota, Metazoa, Mollusca, Gastropoda, Neomphalida, Peltospiridae.
AUGAAUGGUGAAUUCGAGGAAAUACAGAUACCGCGAGAUGCUGGUGUCAUCGGGACAACGUCCUGGACUGGCAUGGAAGUCGAGUUUGAUUUCGAAAACUUGAGUUCUACUCCCGGAUACUACAACCUGACGAACCACACUGGCGAGGAACCCGAGAUCUACCUGCCCAGCGCUGUCGCCAAAGGGAUCAUCCUGGGGAGCGUCUGUCUCAUGACAAUAGGAGGGAACGUCUUGGUGCUGCUGGCCGUGUUCGUGAAUUCCCACCUGAGAAGCACGACCAACUACUUCAUCGUCAACCUGGCCAUAGCUGAUCUGUUGCUGGGGACAACGGUGCUGCCAUUCUCGGCUAGUUUAGAGAUUUUAGAUUACUGGAUAUUCGGGCAGAUCUUCUGCGACAUCUGGGCCGCCAUCGAUGUCCUCUGCUGUACAGCUUCCAUCAUGAGUCUGUGUGUGAUCAGUAUAGACAGGUACAUCGGGAUAACCCGACCACUGCAGCAUUCCUCGAUCAUGACGGAGCGCCGCGCUCUCUACAUCAUCGUUCUGGUGUGGCUCCUGGCGACCACCAUCUCCGUGGCUCCUCUCGUGGGCUGGAAGGAGCCUCCAGAUCCUGAUCCCAGAGUCUGCACGGUGACGACGCAGAUAGGAUACGUGUUGUUUUCGGUAUCCGGGUCUUUCUACAUCCCGACCCUGAUCAUUGUUCUAGUGUACAUAAGGAUAUAUCGAGAGGCCGUGAAGCAUUCGAAGUUUCUGUCCACUGGUAUAAAGACCUCAAAAAUCGACGAGUCGGGAAUAACGCUGCGGAUUCAUACGGGAGGGGGUAAAUGCACCCCCCAGCCGUCCCCCAUGUAUCAGAGCAGUAGCUCCAGCGAACACUCCGAGGGGUCGGGAAAGAAGGCGGUGUCGCGGCUCACGCUGGCGGGGAAGGUAGCAAAGUUCAAACGAGAGAAGAAAGCCGCCAAGACUCUUGGAAUUGUCGUUGGCGUUUUCAUCCUGUGUUGGUUUCCAUUUUUCUUUGUCUUGCCUUUAGGUUCGCUGUGCAAAGCAUGUGCCACUCCAGAAUUGCUGUUUAAAGUUAUUUUCUGGCUCGGUUAUUGCAAUUCGCUCAUGAAUCCCAUUAUAUAUGCGUGCUCCAGCAAGGAAUUCAAGAGGGCCUUCAAGAGAAUUCUACUGUGCCAGUUCAGACGCAGACCCAGGGUGUUCUUGAACGGUCAGAGCGAAACUCUUUCUUCCAACCUCGAGAGUGACACAAAUAACGUGUCGUUCAACAAAUCGUGCAAGAAAUAUAGACCUCUUUCGCUGCGUCGUCCCUUAACGAAACAGAAAAACAAUAUGGUGGUUAACAACAGAAGUGCCUCUCUUCACGCGUCAUCACCCGAUUCGCCAAUCCGAAGCUUACGUUUGUACCAGAUGCAAAUGAAAACGUACAUUUGCGACGACGUUUCGUCGCCAAAACUCAGUGUAAACGCUGAUAGUAUUGGUGAAUCUGUGGACCAGUCGUUAAGCGCGACACAAGACUCGCUCCUGGUGGACCAGCGAUUUACCAGCCAAACGUCUGCGACGACGGAUAUGGAUAAGAGUAGUUUUGCAGACGAUGAAGAAUAUGUGAAUUCUGUGAUUGUUAACAGCAGACAUCAUAAACAGGAAACAAAAGAGGAUGUGCCUGGGAUUCCUCUUAUUUUGAUCCGGUGUGAUUCUUCAUCCCACGUCAAUGAGACGACCCCAUUUACAUGAAAGUAUUCACGAUGAUGGUGUACAGCUUGAAGAGCGGUUACAAAAUCAGGCUACAUGCUAUAUACAGUAUUAAAGUUUAGACUCACGGUUUUAGCAUUUAGUUAAAGGGGAAGUCCCAAAGUUGCAUAAUGACCAAAAUUAUUUUUGUUGAGAAAUGUAAAUAUUAUACCUUGCAUUACAUGCCAACAAACCAAUUACAUCCAAAUAAUUUCAUUUGCUGCUGUUUAUUGGUUUAUAUUAUUGCAAACUCCAAUAAAGGUGACCGACAGGUUAAAGCAUGGUGUCUCACUGAAUUUGAAUUGCAUCUCUAAACCGACAAAGAACUGUCUGCUAUAUUAAGGGAUAAGCGGUUUUCUAUGUAUUUUAUAUUUUCCUGACGAAACCAUUGUUUACGCUGUGAGGCAACACAUUAUAAUAAUUAUGAUAUUAUUCAGUUAAAUAUGCAGAUAUUAUCAUGUAGAAUCCCUUCUGUUUCAUGUCCAGUCACUGGCCUUGCUAGAGUCUGGGUGUGGGAUGGGCGUGUCUGACCCUCCAUUGGGUAUAGUCAUGUUAAUAGAGCUUAUGAAAACAUACGUACAAUGUAGGAUCUAUUCAUUUGUAGUUGUUUAUCUCAAAUACAUGCAUGCAAAAACAAAUUGUGGACUAUGACACUUGCAACUUUAGAAAUACGCUUUUAAAGUCAUGAGGCCUAAGUCUUGAGGGUGUACUUUAAAACUUUAUAAGCGCAAGUCAGGAUCUUACUGAUCACCUCAACAGUCUCCUUCAGUAGAUCUGACAAAAAACAGUGACAUGUUCAGGAGCCCACGAACAAAUUGACUGGUGCCGUCGUUUUCGAUCAUAUUACAGCAGGUGCAGAUCCAGGAUUGUGUCAAGAGGGUUCAUAAAAUUACAAAAAAGGAGAAUUUAUUUCAGUUUAUCGGAGGCAAAUUAGAUGAACACAAAAAGAGAGCGAGAUUUAUAGGAAGUCAUAAAAAGGGGCACUUUAAACUGGCGGGGAGGGUCUCGGGACUACCGUGACCUCACCACUAGAUCCUCCAAUUAUUACAUUAAUUUAAUGUUAGGCGUACAAAAUGAAAAAAAGAAACAUAAUUUAGUGAGCGAUCGCGGCAGAUCGCCUACUUGACACUGUUUCAGUGUUUUCUAAAUAGCCUUUCAGCUGGCUGGUCUAAACACCACUGUAUCAACUUCCAACAGGGCUAAACAAGCUGUAAUUAACUCCCACGACGAAAUGUCACCUGGACACGUAAUUGCAUGUGUUAAUGUCAGAUCUACUAACAGAUGCAAAUGCGAGGCAGUAAGGUCUCAUUACAUCGAUUGUCAAAGACGACGUCUAAAGGAUGACAGACAAUUACCUUUAGCGGAUAUACAUAAUAGGUAGAAAUAUGCGUAGUUAGGGUGUAUUGCUGUAAUAUCAUCUCAGUAACACUGUACAAGCCCCUGCAGUCGUUUUUGUAGAAAUGCAGGUCAUGCCAACCUCUCAGUUUGCCAUUUAACAUUGCUUUGACAUUACACGUUAAUCACCUUCAGGCGUUCCUUGUAUGGAGAUUUUAAAGCAAAGGCAUAUUCCAAAACAAUUGAAACGGGAUAAGAGAUUACUUGACGAAUAUGUUAAAUGUGGAGAAUACAGUUAUAAUGUAUUAAAAUAGUGAAGACAUGUCACGUAUAUGCAUGCAUUGUAUGUGUUUUGUUUUGUUAUUUCUUAUAAUUAUAAGCCAUGUCGGUGCAGUGGUAUUAUCAAUAAAUACUACAUAGCAAAGGUGCGUUCAGUCAUACCGAACAGAGCGCGUCUAUUAAAUAGUGACGUGUUCAGGAGGCAGAGCGCUCGCGAACAAUUUGACUGGUAUCAUCAAAGUUUGGUACAAAAACCAGUCUAGCGAGCAACUGCAAUCGCUCGUCGUCCUUAGCAGAAAAAAGAGGUGAUCAUCUCGGUUAGAGACAGAACCGGGAUAUCAUAUGCAAUGAG